UAGCACAGACAAGCUCGUCCUCCGCUCUAUGCUGCAGAUGUUUGUGAGACAGUAGGUUGUUUACCUGCACUGUUUAUAUUCCUACGAAAAUUUAAUAAUGGAAGGAAAUGUUUGCAACAUCCAGGUGCUUCUUCGGGCUGCUGAGUUUCUCGAGAGGAGAGAGCGAGAGGCAGAACAUGGAUAUGCUUCACUCCUGCCUCUCAGUCCAGGUCAAUCUGAUAAAAGAAGCAGACAGAAGAGCAAGAGGAUAUCUGCUAGUGGCAAUAGAUCAGUUCACAACGAGCUGGAGAAAAACAGACGAGCUCAGCUGAGGCACUGUUUGGAGCAGCUGAAGAAACAGGUUCCUCUGUCAUCGGACUCCGUGAGGAACACCACUCUCAACUUGCUGAGACAAGCCCAGCUUCACAUAAAGAAGCUGCAGGAGCAGGACGAGCGUGCAGAGCAGCUUAAGGGACGCCUACGCUGGGAGCAGAGAGAGCUGCAGGUUCGGCUGGAGCAGCUGCAGCGAGGCACUGAGAGGAUGAGGAACAACAGCCAGGGCUCCACCAUGUCCUCUGAGAGAUCAGACUCUGACAGAGAGGACGUGGAAGUUGAUGUGGAAAGCAUCGUGUUUGACUGUGUGGACUCUGACAGACUGAGUAUUGCUCACACUGACGCAGACCACUGUUACUCCAGCAUGGACAAGCCCUGGCUAUGACAGCGGCAAGCAUGCAGUGUUUGCCAUGUGGACAGGAAGAGGAGAAAACAUUCCAAACACACACAAAAAACAAGAAGGACGAGGGAGAAAGAUGUUACUGUACAACUGAACACUUUUUUACAGUACUACCUUUUGGCAUUCCCUUUUCAAAACGACUAAAUAAGCGAAGUGAAUCCAUUUGCACUGAACAGCAGUUUAAAUCACUGAGUGGGGAAUGAUGUUGUAUUAUGUUUUGUCAUCAGCUGUUUAUGGUAUUCUUUUUUCCCAAAGCCAUGAGGUGUUUACUUUCUAAUGAUCCAAGCAUUCAUUCUUCUUUAAGGGCUUUUUAAACUUAAAUUGGCCUUUGUACUCUACAGCAGUUUUUGCCUUAAGCCAGAUUUGGUCAGUUAUUCUACACAGCUUUUCCUUAGCACUAAGUUUGUUUUUCAGUAAUGUCAUGUUUAGCAUGCACUUAAAAUAUUAAUCUGGGCUAUAUUUUGUGUUACUGUCAGUUAUUAAGUUAAGUUCGUCAUGUAUUUAGCUCUUUUUCUUCUGUUGCACAUUACGUCCAUGCUUUGCACUUGUUUCAUCUUGAAGAUUUUGGGGGUUUAUCCAAAGGAAAAUAGUAAACCACAAAAAAACUGGUCACAUUUGCACAUUGUUAUUUGGCCAUAAAGUCACAUGGCAAAUAUCAAUUUGAUGUAUUGUUACACAGUUUUAUAUGUAAUUACAAAGAAAAAAUAAGCUUCUGUGAAAGUUAAAUUGUGUUUCAUUCACUAAUAUUAGCUGGUUCUGAAGUGUUGGCCAUCAAAGUUUGCUUGUGCUUUUCAAGAUGGUAAUUAUGCAUUAAAUUUAACCAGUCAGUAUGUACUUGUAAUGUAUGUGAUCAAUGCUUUAUUACAAAUACAAAUAACUGAAGGUGCUUUUUCCCCAUUUCACUUUCUGUAUUAUGCAAGAUGCCUUAUUUGAGUCUUUUUCUCCACCCAGUAAUAUCAUGUAGCAUUUUUGUACUGGUGUAAGCUCUUUUUUUUUCUUUUUAAACAAAUAAAUAUUUUCUAUAUUU
Melanotaenia boesemani (Boeseman's rainbowfish) is the source of this 1739-nucleotide messenger RNA. It is a transcript of the gene mxd3, whose product is annotated as MAX dimerization protein 3. Gene Ontology annotation, biological process: regulation of transcription by RNA polymerase II. The record is from RefSeq and is a predicted model, not a curated record. The transcript has 6 exons. NCBI's taxonomy places the organism in Eukaryota, Metazoa, Chordata, Actinopteri, Atheriniformes, Melanotaeniidae. Gene Ontology annotation, molecular function: RNA polymerase II cis-regulatory region sequence-specific DNA binding; protein dimerization activity; DNA-binding transcription factor activity, RNA polymerase II-specific. The coding region runs from base 98 to 697 and encodes 199 amino acids.